GUUACUUUAAAGAGAGUAUUUGAUUAUUGCAGUUUAUACAAGAAAGAAAUGUUCCAAGUAUCAGCGCGAAUUUUAGUUAUUGUACUUUAUUUGGUGAGAUGUUUAUGUACAACUCACAGUAAGUUAUUCGAAUGGGCUCACCAUACGGUUUUAGACGGAGAAAACAAUUUUCACCUGAAAUGGAAACCUGGCGAAAAAGACAUAACCUUCCAAGUGGAAGUCGCCACACACGGCUAUUUCGGUUUUGGGCUGUCUCCUAAUGGAGGUAUGAAAGGAAGCGACAUGGUAAUUGGAUGGAUGAAGGACGGGAGGCAUUUCUUUCACGAUUGCUAUGCAACAGGAGAAACUCGUCCUUCCGUUGAUGAACAUCAAGACUGGAAAUUUCUCGAAGGUUUUGAAAACGAUACCCAUACCAUCUUUCGAUUUCGUCGAUCUUACUACACGUGCGAUGAACACGAUUUUCCCAUUACGGUAAUGCUAGGUGUUGGUUUAUAAAUGUUUAUCGAGAUU
Limulus polyphemus (Atlantic horseshoe crab) is the source of this 510-nucleotide messenger RNA. Its product is annotated as DBH-like monooxygenase protein 1 homolog. Gene Ontology annotation, biological process: dopamine catabolic process; octopamine biosynthetic process; norepinephrine biosynthetic process. NCBI's taxonomy places the organism in Eukaryota, Metazoa, Arthropoda, Merostomata, Xiphosura, Limulidae. Gene Ontology annotation, molecular function: dopamine beta-monooxygenase activity; copper ion binding. Bases 49 to 495 code for a protein of 148 amino acids. The transcript has 2 exons. The record is from RefSeq and is a predicted model, not a curated record. Gene Ontology annotation, cellular component: secretory granule membrane.